Microthlaspi erraticum is the source of this 285-nucleotide messenger RNA. NCBI's taxonomy places the organism in Eukaryota, Viridiplantae, Streptophyta, Magnoliopsida, Brassicales, Brassicaceae. The record is from the annotation of a GenBank genome assembly.
AUGCGUAGCUUCCGAGUUCCCAGCCACAGGACUUUGCCUCUUUCAUCCCUACGCAUGCUGCAUUCAGCCUUGGAAUCUGAGCUGGAAGCAAUGAGAUGGGCGGUCCAAAUGGUGACAAAUUUUCAUUACAAUCGAGUCAUCUUUGAAACGGAUUCAAAACAGCUCGUGGAGUUGAUAUCCAAUCAAGAUGAGUGGCCAAAUCUUCAAAGCACGAGCACAAGACAUAAACCACAUGCUCAGGAAGACACAAGCAAGUCAGGUAGCUUUCCGGUCAAGAGAUUGUAA